This is a messenger RNA of Belonocnema kinseyi, 5750 nucleotides long. RefSeq names its product neuroligin-1-like. Gene Ontology annotation, biological process: neuron cell-cell adhesion; postsynaptic membrane assembly; synaptic vesicle endocytosis. The transcript has 8 exons. Gene Ontology annotation, molecular function: signaling receptor activity; neurexin family protein binding. Bases 1157 to 4150 code for a protein of 997 amino acids. Gene Ontology annotation, cellular component: synapse; postsynaptic membrane; cell surface. NCBI's taxonomy places the organism in Eukaryota, Metazoa, Arthropoda, Insecta, Hymenoptera, Cynipidae. The record is from RefSeq and is a predicted model, not a curated record.
ACGUUCUCUGCUUGGGCUGCUGGAUCGGCUCCGUUAUUGAUACAGCUGCGAACUUGGUACCAUGCCAACUUUUUUUUUAUUAUUAGGAAAUUUAAGAUUUGCUACUUGCAUCCACUUCAAUGCUCUCUGCAACCGGCUUUCAAAACCAACCUUAAGAAAACAAGAGAGUUAAUUGCCGAAAAUAGAAGAGGAAUGACUUGUUGAUGAAAGAAGUUUUCUUGACAGUAUUCCUGAAUGACAAAUUUAAAAUAUCCCUGCAUCUAUUUGCAAUCGGAUUGUGCCGGAGGGUUAGGCACGCCGGCUCAAGUGGAAGUACGUGUGAAUGCACGACUGAAGAAUAGGGUGAGGGUGAAGGAAACUUGAGCUUUUGAUGUGCUGGAUCAGGUCUUAAUAGAGGAUACAGUGGAUUAAAUACGACUUGCUCAACUGACCAUUUUAUUGAAAGUGAAGAGACCACUGCGAUGAGUGGUCCUUAAAUGAAAAAAGUCUCACGAUGUUGUUAUCACUUUACAGAUGAGACAAUCUCGAGUUUUGAAGAUAAGAGUGUGUUUGUGCUAAAGGAGAUGGUGAUAGUGUUCAACUGUGAACUUCAAGAACGUAUCCAACUUUCGCAACUAUCAAUAUUGAUAGAGAUCAAUCAGAAAUGAUCACUGCACCAGAAUAAGUCUACAGAAGAAGGAAUUGAAGAAUGGAAUGAAUGCAGGGAGAUCGUGCACUCAUUACCCAGACAUGGGAGGGGGUCUUGCCUUUUGAAUCGAAGCGUCAGCUGUUUUUUAAAAGUGCCUCGAAUUAUUGACUCUGAGAGGGUCGUUGGAACACCAAAGAGCUUUUCUGAACCUGCGCCGAUGACUCCCGCAAGAUUAUCCAGUGGCGAGGUCUCGAGCACGAUCGCGACAUUAGCGGCGUCGGCUGUCGAGUCGAGGAGCUGCUGGAGAGUACUCGAGGAUGGAACUGAGAGGUAGUUGCGUGACAGAAUCGACAACGGCGUGUCAAAGUUAUCGUGAAGGGACUCUUGAGGUAGCCUCGAAGAACGAGGAAGGAGGGGAUCGACUGGGCCCCGGGAUCGGGUCUUGUUGCCCGGAAGGGAGUUUUCCGGGGUCGGGAGGGCGCCACAGAUGCGGGGCCCGGAGGGGCCAGCCCGCGGCGGCGUGACGCGAUGCGGACGCCCUCCACCGCAGCCUCGAGGAAAAGGAGGAAAACGUUUGUCCCUCCCACUGAUCAAGGUCAGCUUCCUACCCUGGAUAGUACGAAGAGGGAUGGAUCCUACGAGGACCCGGAUGCGGCGGAGAAGGACGGCUCUUAUCAGCGUCUCUUUGCUGGAAAAGCCAGAGCUGGAGGAAGAAUCGAGAGAGGAAUUGCUCGGAGUGGAGAAGCGGAGGCGGAGGUCGAGGGUCAUUUUGAGAAGAGCGGAAUCGUCGCAAGAGAGGACAUCUUCGCAACUGAGGAAAGCACUCCGAAGGUUUCGGGUUCUAAGGAGGAUGGAUUUACGAGAAAAACUAGCGAGAAUAAGAGAAUGCGAAAAGAAGGGAAGAAUCGAUUUAGAUCGCUGGCAUUGUCUUGCAUGUUCUUUGGAUUGCUUUUUGGAUACUGGUGGCCCGGAAGGGCGGAAGCUUUCGCGGGCGGACAGAAAUAUAGUACUAGAGUGGUUAGAACGAGAUACGGAACAUUGCGCGGAAUCGUGGCGAGGACGUCCACGGUCGAGGUUUAUUGUGGCGUGCCUUAUGCUACUCCACCCCUUGGAUCCCUGCGGUACAUGCCGCCCGUCACCCCUACACCCUGGCGAGGAACCAAACUCGCGGAUACCAUGCCCCCCGCUUGCCCCCAAAAACCACCGAAACCGGAUCCCAAGUUACCCAGGGGAAGGCGGCUCUACCUUGAGAAGAUCGCCCCGAUCCUAGCCAAUCAAAGCGAAGACUGCCUUUAUCUCAACCUUUAUGUUCCGAGGCCUCCACAUGGUGGCACGCAGGAUCUGGUCCCAGCUUUAUUGCUUGUCCAUGGUGAUUCCUUUACAUGGGGUGCCGGAAAUCCUUUGGACGGAAGUGCUUUGGCUGCUCAUGGUCGCCUAAUUGUUAUUACUAUCAAUUUUCGUCUCGGCGUUUUAGGAUUCUUGAAAACGGGUACGAAAGGAAGUGCUCAAGGAAAUUACGGUCUGAUGGAUUUAGUGGCUGGGCUUCACUGGUUAAGAGAAAAUUUAGCAGCAUUUGGAGGGGACCCUGAACGUGUUGCGGUACUUGGACAUGGUACCGGUGCAGCUUUGGCUAAUUUUUUAGCAGUUUCACCAAUGGCUAAAGAACUCAUUCAGAGGGUUAUAUUACUCGGUGGAUCGGCUCUAUCACCUUGGGCAGUACAACGAGAACCUCUCAUGGUGAAACGUCGCGUAGCAGAAAAGAUUGGCUGUCCUGGAGAUAUUGAUGCUGACGAUAUCGCUCCAUGUCUUCGUCUUCACAACCUUGAGGAACUUCUAGAUAUUCAGCUCGAUACCCCGCGAUUCACAUCUGGUUUCGCACCUUUCGUCGACGGAGCCGUUUUGCCACAAACACCGACCCAGAAUUAUCAGCCUACUGUAUCGUCCAAUGGAUUCAUGCCAUUAACACCGGGACCUGGCGCAGAAUUUGCAACGUUCGGCGAUCGUGAUUUGAUAAUGGGACUUACAUCCGUUGAAGCGUGCUUGGAUUUAUCGGAAGAUGAUUUAGAAAAUGGUUUCAACGAGACAAGGCGGGAUCGAAUCCUUCGCACUUACGUUCGAAAUUCGUAUCGCUACCACCUACACGAGAUUUACUCGACUCUUCGAAACGAGUAUACUGAUUGGGAAAGAGGCGAACAGAGUCCCUUGGCUAUUUGCGAAGGACUCCUUUCGCUUCUUGGAGAUGGUCAGGUGUCAGCUCCUCUUUUGAGACUGGCUCUUCUUCACUCGGCCUCAGGUGGGCGCGGAUAUUUUCUUCAUUUCCAACCUGGCGAUCAACCAAGUCGGAGGGGCGAGGAAAUACCGUAUCUCCUGGGAAUCCCGCUUCUCAGGGGCGAUUCGUCCAAUGUAAUCGCCAGCAACUACACUCUGGUUGACGAAAAUCUGUCGAGGUUGCUUGUACACUAUCUUUCCAACUUUAUACGACGCGGGGAUCCUAACAAAGCUAGUCCUAUGGGCUGGGCGGAUAACAACACAUCAACGAGUCCACCCUUCUGGGAUUCGUAUGACGCCAUAAACCAACUUUACCUCGAGGCUGGUCGAACAACAGAGAUCCGCUCACACUACAGAGGACACAAGAUGAGUCUCUGGUUAAAUCUUCUCCCGCAAUUACAUCGUCCUGGGUACGAGGUUAGCAUGCGGCACCAUCAUCUUAUGGAGAGUGCGAGUUUAUACGAGGGAGCUGUGCGAACCCAGACCAUGGUACUGCCAAUUCCAGCCCCGCCAAUUCCAGUUCCAUCGCCAACUGAGCCAUCAAUGCCUGUCACUGUCUCCACAACCGAGUGCACACCAAACACAACAACCAUGCUUCCAACAACCAUCAAAAGCCAGCCAUCAAAUCUCGGAGUUGGUCCCAAUAAUCUCCUCCGGAAACUAGCAUCAAGUCACUAUCAAAGUUACACCACAGCCCUGACAGUCACCAUCGCUGUUGGAGUCUUCCUUUUGCUUCUGAAUAUCCUUAUCUUCGCAGGGAUCUAUCAUCAACGUGACAGAAGUUUAUCUUCUUCAGGGUUGAGUGGAUUUGGAGAUAAGAAGAAAGAAGAACUUCUGGAAGCUGGCUGUUCUGGAAUCGAAACCUCGAGCAAGAGAAGGCUUUCUACCUUUGCUCUGAGUGACUCACCGUCUUCGAGUCCAACACUUCAUAAAACAAAACUUGUUGACGAGCUGGAGAUGCAGUUGCAGGAGUUUCAGUGUUCACCACCUCCUGGGGGGAAGAGGAUCGUUGAUCCUCCGAUGUACAACAGAAAUAUUUGUGCUCGGAGAUCGAGAACACCAUCACCCUGUGUGGAUGCUACUGUUGCUAGAGACGAUGAUGAUGAUAUUGAUAUUGAUGAUGGUCUUCCAGAACCUCCGCCCCCACCAAAAGCUCCAGCUCCCAACAUUCUGGCUUGUCCUGGAAUCCUGAGACAACCAGGAACGCCUGGAAGUGCCAAGAAACGAGUCCAAAUUCAAGAAAUAUCGGUUUGAAUCUGGCGAUAUGAGUCAAGAUAACAAUCUCGCCCGUAGGCUAGCCUCGAUUAGGUGGGUAUGCAGAUAAAAAGAAAGGAGAAGUUCUGGUAGCUGGCUUUAAGCGACUUACUAUCGUCAAGUCCAACACCUCAUGAAACAAACCUUGUUAAUCAGCUGAAGAUGCAGUUGCAGACGUUUCAUUACUUACCACCUCUGGGAUGAAACAGAAUCAUUGAUAUACUGAUUAACAACGGAAAUAUUUUUGGGUAGAGAUUCAGAAAACAUUUCGACCUCAGUUUGGGAAUUCUAAGACAACCAGGAAUUCCUGGAUGUGACAAGACACAUGUCCAAAUUCAGGAAAUAUCGAUGUGAAAUGUUGAUAAGAUAGUGAUACGGAUUUAGAAGCUAUGCUUCUAAAAAACUUUCGAAAGUUCGUGUUCGUUACUAGAAGUUAUUUUAAAAGAAAUUUAAAUGAGAAUGUGCCAGUUAUUUACAAUCAAUCUCUUGAUUGACAGAGUUGGUGCUGAGAAAUUAGAUAUAAAGGAGACACAUGGAAUUUAUUAUGCGAAUGCAACAUGGGAUUGAUGUGACCUCAAAAAGAGAAUAGCCAUUUGCGGCUCUGAUAGCAGUUAUCUCAGCAUCAAGCUGAAUUACUCGAGGAAUUGGGCAUGUCGACUACUGGUUUCAAUUGCAAGAAGAAAGUUGCGUGAUGUGCAGAAUCCUAUACCACAGAAAGUGAAAUGGAAGUUGUGUGUUGUGCCGAAAUAGAUCAUAAUAAUUUUGUGGAUAAUUGUUGUGAAGUGAAAGGAGUGCGCGGGUCCAUCCUAAUAUAUUUUUUUCAAGGGAUGCUUACAAGUCUCAAGCGAAUGAGCUCCUACAUAUAAAACAUUGAAAGUUAUUUCCCUAGGAUUGUAUAAGAAAAUUGACUCAUGUCAAGAGAAUGCUAAUUCAUCAAGAGAGAUCCUAAUAAACUUUAAGACUGAGUUUAGCUUUGUCAAAAUACGUAAUAAUAGUUGAUACGUGAAAUAAACGCACAAGGCAUCCAAAUUGUAAAUAGAAAGGAUAGCUUCUAUCUGGAAACCCUUAAUUGUAAGCAUCCCUAAUGUGUAAAAAACACCCAUGCUAGGGGCCAUCCUAAACUAGGUUAACUAGAAAGAAAGACGCUCGUGUCAUUUCAUCAAGUGUCGUUUCAGCAAGUUUCUGUACAUCAUUGUUUGUAUUAUGAACUGUACGGAGAGAAGGUUGUGGCUAGGAAAGUGUUACGUCCACGUUAUAAUUGAGAAACCGAUCCUCAAACAAGUCUAAAGUUAGCUUCAUGUUGGUAGACAUUUUUGUGCUUUUUGGGUUAUUGUUGUCUGUUACUUUGUUUGAUGAUUCGGAAAGGUGUCGUGUAUCGAAAUAGGAGCGAAGAAGGAAUUGGGCAAAUGGUCACUGUAUGGUGGAUCAACUCCAAAACAAAUUUAAGAAUGACCCAGUUACCAUUUUACAUAUAUACAUAUACGAGUUACACGUUUAGAAUAAGCAUAUACAGAUACAGAUACACGUAUAUCUACGUGACUGCGUUCGCACGUGCACUCAUAAAAACGAGUCUAUCAAUGUUUCGAAUGUUGGAGUUUGU